Messenger RNA from Pseudozyma hubeiensis SY62, 3183 nucleotides. RefSeq lists its product as hypothetical. The transcript has 2 exons. Lineage: Eukaryota; Fungi; Basidiomycota; Ustilaginomycetes; Ustilaginales; Ustilaginaceae. Bases 1 to 3183 code for a protein of 1060 amino acids. The record is from RefSeq and is a predicted model, not a curated record.
AUGCGAGCGGCGGUGCUGCUCGUCUUCUGCUUGAUUUGUCUAGCUUCCACGGCUCAGGCUGCGCCUGCCUCCGCCCAAAAUGCUCUACAAGAUCAGAUGCUCAAGCGUCGCAACAGCAAAGACGAAAAGCCCGGGACCGAAGGCGAACACCAUCGCCGUCGUCGUCACCAAAAUUAUCCUCGAGAGAAAACCCGCCAUCCCGAAGAUGUGGCGGAGCGCUUACACACACGCGAGCUGCCAGCUGAAGAAGCACGCAACGCUGAAAGGGCUGUCUCUGGCCUCUUGCCGCAGGAAGAGCUCGUGACGGAUCUGAAGGCCAAGGUUUCCGGGAUCGAACAAGGUCGUCGCGAUAAGGCAAGGCAGCGGCAGCAAGAGAUACAGGUGGUCGACUCGAUUCACAUGGCCAGGUACGGAAAAGCGCCUCCCAAGUUCCCGGCUAUCACAAGAGUCGGCAGUGCCAUCGGACUCACCGCUGCCGUCAUGAACGUGGUCAAUUUCAUCUUUUCGGCCAAGACGACUGCUUUGGCGACAGACCAGUUUUCGGCUCCACCGACGCCGCCUACGCUCAUCGACACGGCUGCACGAUGGGACGGCUCGCAAUACACCCUGUUACCUGUGCCGGAAGAUGAGCCGGACAAGGGUCGUUUUCAAAAGCAAAAGCGUAGCAAGCUCAAGGGGCAGGUGCAGCACUUCCGCAAGCGGCUUGUGCGCGGAACGACUCCGUCUGCCAGAUUAGCGGAUAAGAUCGCAGGCGAAGCACAACACGACAGGCUUUCGAAGCGGUGGAUCGUCUCCAGCAUUGUAGGAGCUGGUCUGGGAGCUGCCCUUGCUCCUGGCUUCACUUCGACCAUCAGAAACAAGGAGGAAGACGUUGACAAGCCUCCUUUCGAUCCGUACGAUCCCAACGUGCUGAAACCAAAAGACUCCUUUAGUGCUGCAGCUGCCCUCCCGAACCAGCCUCUCCCGGCAGCGCCACCGACAUUUCCUCUGGCGAGCGCGGCUGCAUCCACACCUCCAAACGUCGACGGUAUCGUAUUCCCUGUGGAUGUCCCGACAGCUCCUGCCACCAGCCAAUUGCGAGCUCAGGUUCCAGUCGACUUUUCGUCAGGACAGACCCACGCCGUUCUCCGCAAAAGAGCCGUACACGACGUCCACAGCGAAAGUGGAUCUUCGUCAACGCUAGACAAGCGCUUCUUCUUCUCUGGUGGGCCUUGGUCGAAGUUCGCAGGAGCUGUGACCGUAGGUAGCAUCAUCCCGUUGCUGGCCGAAGGAGUUUCGCACGCGAGGUGGCGACAGACGAACCCACGCGAUCGAGACAUUCUCAAGGAGCUGGAUAAUACGCCAACGUACGGCGCUGUUGGUGUGCCGGGUCACCAGCCCGGCCAGCUUGCAACGAAUGCCAUGCCAGGUUACGGUACGUACGUGACACAGCUCGAGCAACAGCAAGCUGCGAAGCAGGCUGCGACACAGACAGCGACUCAGUCCAUGCAGGGAGGUGCCUCGCGACCCUCCACGGGUGCUGCUGCCGCUGGUCCUGCUGGUGUUACUGAUUCCAGCGCUAGUGGGCUGGACAACGACUCAGUCCUGCGACGUCGCGGAACCGCACAUCUCGAGAAGCGAAACAAGUGGCUCGCUGGAGGAGGUCUGGCUCUGUUCGGUGCUCUUCUAGGUUACGCCCAGUCUGCCACGCAAUUCCCAACAGAUCGAGACGAGGAAAAGGACAAGAAGAAGAAAGAGGCCGAAAAGAAACAACAAGAGCUGAUGGCCAAGCAGCAGCAGAUGCAAGGAGGUGGAGAUGGUGGUCAACUUGCUGCGGACCCAAGUGCGGGUGCUGGGGGAGCUUCGCAGGCCGACUUGCUCGCUUCAAUCCCGGUCAAGCCUCUUCCUGGUGUGGAUGGUGCUACGAUGGGUGGCUACCCGCCGGCUUUCAGCGAUGGGGUGGGGUCCGGAUUCGCAUCGCCAAGCUCGAGUGGCGCCUUCACGCCUGCUGGUAGUACUGGCGCUCAAUCGCAAGGAAGCACUGCUUCCCUGAGUGACUCGCUGAAUGCUGCGGCAGGGUAUCAGACUUCGGGCAGUGGCGCCGGUGGUAGCGGCAGCGUUCUCAGAAAGCGAGACGUCACCUCUGCCAAACCGCAUCUGCACGACGACGGCCCCGCUCCAUCGCUAUCCAAGCGCAACCCCGGAAUCGGCACCGCUCUAUCCAUUGGAGGUACAGCCAUGUUCCUCGGCACCCUCGCAGGCAACAUAUAUGUUGGAGACAAGGAGAAAAAGAAGCCGGUGCCACUGGUCACGCCGAACGCUAACACACGGGGUCCCAUGAUCCCUGGCGGUGACCUGUACACUGAGUACCUCGAGUCUCAGAGGGGUGUGUCUGGUGGUGGAGCAGGUACUGCGGGUCAGGAUGCGAUUGGCGGUGUGGGUUCUGGGGUGGCUACUGGUGCGCCUGCGAGUGUCAAGUGGGCUGCUGCUGCGGCGCCUGCUAACUUCGCUGGUGGGUCCGAGCUGGCCUCCAGCGCGAACAACGGUGGAGUGUGGCGCGGUGGUAGCGCCGAUGGCUCUCUCAGCGGCUCGAACUGGGGUCAGACGUCGGACGGGAGCAGCGAAGACGCUCCUGCCGCUCCCGUUUUGAAGAAGCGAACCAUGCUCAAGAAGCGCACGCCGUUGCUGUUCCCAGAAGCAGCUAUUGCCGAGACAGAGGGAGUUGCGGCUGCCGAGGCUGGCGCCGGUGCUCUCUCAAGGCUCGGUCAGGGAGCUGCUACCGCCUCUGAGACUGAAGCCGGAACAGCAUCUUUGGUUCGCAACGGUGCAGGUGAAGGUGGUGCGACUCGCGCGGCGUACGUUGGUCGAGGCACGGCUGUCAACGGAGAAGCGUCUCUGAGACAGGGCUCGGGUUUGGUACGCGGUACGUGGAUGGGAAUGGGAAGCCGCACUGGUUCGACAGCGAGGAUCUUCCGCUCCAACCCGCAAGCUUGGGGUUCGGCACGACCGGCAAUGGUGUCCGAAGGUGCGGGGGCAGCGGUGGAAGCGGGAACACCUGCGACGGUGGAAGGUGCGACCGCGACCGGGGGUGAGGCUGCAGCAGCAGGCAAGGAGGAGGAAGCAAAGGGCUGGUCUGUGGCCAAGGCGAUGGGUGUGAUUGGAGGGGGUGCGGGUGCUACGAUGACGUUCAAUGGUAUCGGGUAG